Messenger RNA from Larimichthys crocea (large yellow croaker), 4328 nucleotides. RefSeq names its product syntrophin, gamma 1 (gene sntg1). Gene Ontology annotation, cellular component: intracellular anatomical structure; dystrophin-associated glycoprotein complex. Bases 960 to 2537 code for a protein of 525 amino acids. The record is from RefSeq and is a predicted model, not a curated record. Gene Ontology annotation, molecular function: protein binding; structural molecule activity. Lineage: Eukaryota; Metazoa; Chordata; Actinopteri; Sciaenidae. The transcript is spliced from 19 exons.
GAGAAACCGCAGUGCACGCACAUGUAAUUGGCAAAGAGGAAAAAAAACCCGCUUUGUGAGAUGUUUGCGUGUUUUUAACACGAGUGUGCUUUUGGAGAGCUCAGCAGACGUCUUUGGAAACAGUGGCAAAGUAGAAUCAUGUAAUAUUUAUGGAUCCGGAGUUUGUGCGGGAGCCUUGGGUAAACGAUUGACGCGCGCGUUAAAAACCAGCCCCGCAUGUGAUUUCCAGCUUCAGUCAUUUUGGCAGCACGAUGCGAGGGAGAGACGGACACGGAGCUGUGAAACCGGACCCUCUGCCAGAGAUGUCGACGGAGAGGAAUCCCUGAAAAGAAAAAAAGAAAACAGAAAAACAAACCGCCUGCUGGACCCAGGAAAUAUGGACAAAUCUCGUUUUGUGUGCGAGUGCGGGCUGUUUUUCUGUCGGUGUUUCGCUACAGAGUAAGUGGACCAGGAUGCCGUGUGGGCGAUGCUGCCUGCCACAAGGGAUACAUUGUGAUUUUCGCAGAGAUGUUUUAGCAACCGUUUGCAUAAAUUAAAAUAAGAACAACCCGUCACAUGAGGGAUUGGAGUCUAAUAAGACAUCACCACCUGUUACUAGAAAAUCAGCUCUUGUGUUGAACAGCAGCUCCUUACCUGCAUCUGGGUUGAGUAUCAGAAUGAUACCUUAACCACAUCCUCCUCCUGUUACUGCAGCACCGAUCAGGAGUGAAACCUCACUACGUGAUAGCCUCAUUCUGCUCUUCAGCAUCAGCUCUACUGGGAAUAAUCCUGCAACACCUACAGCCAGCCAGGAGAGGUGACAGCACUGCUUCCCCACCACCCAAGUCUGACAGCCAUGAUUCGGGAAGGCCCUCUGCUACGGCUCAGAUCAGGGAUCAGCACGCUGCUCGAUGGCUAGAUCUUACCGUACAAAGAGCUGGGGGCCUUUCUACUGAGUAUCCCUCACUGCAUAGUAGCACAUGGAUUUCAAGACUUCAAAUGAAGAGACAAAGACUGGGAUUUAUUUGAUGCAAGAAGGUAAUGAGGAGCCGUUUAAUAUUCGACUACACUUGGCCAAAGAUAUUCUGACCAUUCAAGAACAAGAUGUCAUCUGUGUGUCCGGAGAGCCUUUUUAUUCAAGCGAGAGGACUGUAACGAUCAGGAGGCAGACAAUUGGAGGGUUUGGCCUGAGCAUCAAGGGUGGAGCAGAGCAUAAAAUCCCUGUUGUGAUAUCAAAAAUAUCAAAAGAACAAAAAGCUGAACUCUCUGGGCUACUCUUUAUCGGUGACGGCAUCCUUCAGAUAAAUGGAAUAAACGUUAGAAGUUAUCGCCAUGAGGAAGUGGUCCAAGUUUUGAGAAAUGCUGGUGAAGAAGUGACUCUUACUGUAUCUUUCCUAAAGAAGACUCCAGCCUUUCUGAAACUGCCCCUAUGUGAGGACUGCACAUGCAUCCCCAGUGACCAGAGCAGUGGGACUUCCUCUCCUCUGUGUGAUAGCGGCCUACACUUAAACUACCAUCCUAACAACACGGACACUUUGUCCUGCUCGUCCUGGCCCACGUCGCCGGGACUUCGCUGGGAGAAGAGAUGGGUGGACCUGCGCCUUAUUCCACUGCUACACUCACGCCUGUCGCAGUACAUCCCAGGCUCUGACGCCUGCAGGAAAAAUGCUUUCCAGGUUAUAGCUGUGGACGGAGUUUGCAGUGGUGUUAUACAGUUUCCCACAGUAGAAGACUGCUUGGACUGGCUUCAGGCAAUAGCGAGCAACAUUUCCAGCCUCACCAAGCACAAUGUGAAGAAGAUUAACCGAAAUUUUCCAGUCAACCAGCAGAUCAUCUACAUGGGCUGGGUUGACGAGAAGGAGCAGGACUCCGUUCAGGACCGAAUGUAUUCACCAAAGUUCCUCGCUUUGAGGGGUUCCUCACUCUUCAAGUUUUCAGCACCUCCUGUGACAACAUGGGACUGGACCAGAGCAGAGAAAAGCUUUACUGUGUACGAGAUAAUGUGCAAGAUUUUAAAGGAUAAUGACCUUCUGGACAAGAGGAAGCACUGCUUCAGCGUCCAGACAGAGAGCGGGGAGGACAUGUUCUUCAGCGUGGAACUGGAUUGCGAGCUGCUGAUCUGGGAAAAGGCUUUUCAGAUGGCCACUUUUCUGGAAGUGGAGAGGAUACAGUGUAAAACGUAUGCCUGUAUCAUGGAGAGCCACCUCAUGGGACUGACAGUUGACUUCAGCAUGGGCUUUGUGUGCUUUGAUGCGGCCUCAAAGGCCGUACUGUGGAGGUACAAGUUCUCCCAACUGAAAGGAUCAUCCGAUGAUGGAAAAAGCAAGAUCAAGUUUUUGUUCCAAAAUCAAGACUCCAAAUCUAUCGAAGCAAAGGAGCUGGAGUUUUCAAACCUCUUCGCCGUGCUUCAUUGUAUUCAUGCUUUCUUUGCUGCCAAAGUUGCUUGCCUGGACCCGAUGUUUGUGGAGAGCCAAGGCAACGCGACUACCACUGGGUUUCCUUCUCUUUCCAGUAUCUCAUGUAAUUCACAGACACCUAAACUCAAAUACGCCACUUGACAGGCGCUGCUCUCCACAGACACCUAAAAGUAAAAGGAUGCUGCACUUAGUAUGCGACUGUGGCCUAAAACGGUCAAAGAGGAGAACUGAACAAGUAAGUAAGGAGGACAGCUGUAUACAGGGGUGGAAUAAAAGAUCUCUUUGGGAGUGAUAUACUUGACAUACUUGAUUUCUGGGAUUCCUGGAAUAAUUGUGGACCUAAACAUGAACCUCACCUUCCCUAAAAGGACUCCAAAUGGACACAAAACGUGCCAUUUAAAAAUGUUUUUAAGUGAAUUUGUCCUUCUCUUGAUCCUCAGACAUCCUUAUACUCAACAUCAUGAAAGAAAAUGCAGUUCUUUUCCCAACGUAGUCGUCUUUUUUAUGUAAUUUUAUCCAAGUUUUGAAGAUUUGGAUUCUAACAAAUCACAGAUUAGCCUUUUUUUUUGUUCCACAUCAGACGGUACAUCACUUGAAGUUCUGCAAGGAUUUGUCUGGACACAGGAUAUGAUGAUGUAGUAUGAUGACGCUUUCUAUAUUUCAUUUUUAUGAGUGUUCUUGAGAUGAAAACUUUUACCUACACCAAUUAGCAGUAAAAUUUAAUUUCCACUUGAGACAAACUAAAAGCUAAAUGGCAACACCAAUCUGCUCUGAAUCCGAAAGAGGUUCACUGGCAGCAUUGCUGCUCAAUAUGGAUGCUUUUGAUCGGCCUGUGUCCGAAUAUACUGAGUAACCUCAUUUCUUUUCUCUGUAUAUGACAUAUACCCACAGGCUGAGGUCAGAAUAUAUACUUUUUUUUGGAUUUCUUGGAUAGAAAAGCUGUAUGAAAGUGUAGUUUUUAUUGUAUGGAAGAAGAACGACACUUUGAUAAUCAGGUUCACCAUCCACACAAUCUGACAACAUUGCUCUAAACAUGAUUAGGAACACCUUCCAUCAUGCUUCAAUUUUUUUUGAUUAUGUAAAUAAACACUGACGUUCAAAUGAACUCGAAGAAUUAUGAAUUAUGGCGAUUACUUGAGGGAUUACUUGUAGGGAUUAUGGCAUUUAUUAAUUUGAUGUGCACCAGAGAUGACUAGGUCGAUAGCUCAUAACCUCGUGCUCUCUUCAUCAUUUAUCUAUGGACCAAUUUAGAAUAAAAUCAACUAUGGUGUAUUUUUGAAAUAUUCUAUCUUUUUUUUUUUUGGUUUGUUUGAAUUCAGCUUGUAAAUAUAAUAACUUUUCAUUUAUGAUGAGAAAACACACCACGAGGAAACUAGAAAUAUGUAGCGUCAUGGACUCUAAAGGUUCGAGAUGCCCCUUUAAACUUCACUUUGUAUUAAACUGUUUAUAAAUGCAGCAAAGUGACAACUAAACUAUCAUAUUCAAAAAGAGUUCAGGUCAAUUAGUGCAAUUAGUAAUGCUCUUACCUUCCAUUUACAAAGUAGUACCCAAACAGAAGGACCCAUGGGUAAGUAAACUCUAGAGGAUAGUAAAUUAAAUGAGGUCAGUAAAGUGCUCGGUGCUUGUUAAGCUGACAUGAGUGUCUGAUGGAGGCUAAUGGUUGUGCAGUCUAUGCAAAGAAAGUCUGAGUGAUGCUUUUGUGCUUUAAAAUUAUCUUGGUUGCUUACCCUUAUAACACAGGAUCUAGAGAGUGAGGUUUAUUUUAUUUUUUUGCAGAUGUUUUAUUAACAAAUAUGCUGUGUAAUAAAUUAAUAAAUAAGAACUUUUAUAACAUGGCUCACUUGUGGUCAGUUUUAUUUGUCGUGUGUGGUUAUUCCACCCAUUUUACCCAUGUGCGGUGCAUUUUAACACAUGGAAAGUUCAGUUCACGUC